AGAUGCGGCUGGUCAUCCAAAGGUUCGUAUAUUUAAAAAGACGAGGUAAUUAUCUGGAAUUUUCUCACCCAAAAAAUUAUCCCGUCCCUGUAAUAGGAACCUCUCUCACGCAUUGUAUUUGCUGGAGCAUGUCCAACGUCGCACGAUGUAAACGUACUGACGCGUGGCGCAGAUCACUUAGAUAUUAUUAUUGGGUUUACAUCUGGGGAUAUUGUUUGGUUUGAUCCAUUAUGUAAUAAAUACGGAAGAAUUAAUAAGGGUGGCGUGAUGAAUUCUUCUCCGAUUACAAUGAUUAAAUGGCUACAAGGCUAUGAAAACUUAUUUAUGGCUGCUUUUCAAGAUGGUACGAUGAUGUUAUUUGAUAAGGAAAAGGAGGAUGAAGUAUUCCAUCCUGGUGAUGGACACAGACCCACUCUAUCAAAACCACCAAUUCAUUAUGAUGAAAAACACAUGUUUAAAAUAUCUAAGCCAUCCCCAAAGAAUUCAUCAAAGUGUAACCCAGUUUCACAUUGGAAGCUAUCCAACCAAUCAAUCACAGCGUUCGCCUUCUCACCUGAUUGUCAGCACGUCGCAAUAGUAGGACAUGAUGGAUUACUACGCAUAGUAAAUUUUCUGCAUGAAACUAUACACGAUAUAUAUGAAGCGUACUACGGUGCAUUGUUUUGUGUUGCAUGGAGUCCUGAUGGGAGAUAUGUCCUAACAGGUGGCCAAGAUGAUCUCGUUACUAUUUGGGCUUUUAGGGAACAGCGGAUCAUAGCAAGAUGCCAAGGGCAUCAUUCUUGGGUAACAGGUGUAGCAUUUGAUCCUUGGAGAUGUGACGAAAAAGUAUAUAGAUUUGCAAGUGUAGGAGAGGAUGCAAAAUUAAUUUUAUGGGACUUCUCUGUAAAUGCCUUGCAUAGGCCUAAAACGAAACCUGGAAGUAGAAAUCGUGGUACAUCUGUAUCAUCUGUUAACGCCCCACCCCCCUCCAGUAUUUUAGCAACUAUGCAGGAUCGGAGACCAACGGUUCACCCUGUUCAAUCAAAGACCGAAGUCGCGUUUUUGCAACCCACUAUGGUCAAGACUAUUCAUGGAGAUCCUUGUGUAGGUGUGUAUUUUAGAGAAGAUGUCGUUGUGACUACAGAUAAAAGAGGCCGUGUCAGUACAUGGCAGAGACCAUCCCCGACACCGACAACAUCUGUAUCUUCCUCAUCGUAGUGCUUUAUUACAUGAAAAUAUGAAUAUCGUUCUACCUUAAUAACUAAAUGUACUGUUCUUGAAAAUUCCCAUUAAUUAAUAAAUAAACCAUGUUUUCGGUUUACACAAGAUAA
This is a messenger RNA of Mucor mucedo, 1310 nucleotides long. RefSeq names its product WD40-repeat-containing domain protein. NCBI's taxonomy places the organism in Eukaryota, Fungi, Mucoromycota, Mucoromycetes, Mucorales, Mucoraceae. Gene Ontology annotation, cellular component: nucleus; cell tip; cell division site. The transcript is spliced from 8 exons. Gene Ontology annotation, biological process: carbon catabolite repression of transcription. Gene Ontology annotation, molecular function: protein binding. The record is from RefSeq and is a predicted model, not a curated record. Bases 268 to 1197 code for a protein of 309 amino acids.